Molecule: messenger RNA, 2262 nt
Organism: Monascus purpureus
Lineage: Eukaryota; Fungi; Ascomycota; Eurotiomycetes; Eurotiales; Aspergillaceae
Source: the annotation of a GenBank genome assembly
AUGCGUCCCAGCAUCCUUUUGCUCGCCACUUUGGCGUCUUACGCCCUCGGUCUCCCAACUGAUGUCGACCGCCGGAGCAAGCAGAUGUCCCCCCGUACCUUCGGCCUUGACCUGCCUGCCAUCAUCGAAGCAUUCGCCAAGGGUCAGGUUACUGCCUCUUCCUUGACUGGCCUCAGCGCCCACGCCGCUGCUGCUCUGCAAGGAGCCGCCUACGGUUGCCAUUCGGGUGCUAUUGACAUUUCAGUCCGCACUGAGGUUGUGACCUGGCUCUCGUCUUUCCAUGCUGUUUUCUUCGCCCCUGAGGUGAGGGCUGCUUUGAUCAGCUGGUUGCAUGCUGGCGGUUCUGCCACUCUGUCCGUGGAGGUCGCUGGCAGCAUCUCCUUGUUUGUUCCCCUCUUCGCUCAGAUCGCCGCCGAGGAACAGCUUACCGCCACGAUCGAAGGUAUCGUCGGCCUGGCUGAACUCGUCAAGGGAGAAGUCGCCCUUGCCGCCGAGUUCCAGACUUCCCUCCUGUCAUUCCUCUCUGCCUCCGCCAGCGCGGCUAUUUCUGCUGAGAUCCGCCUCGCCUUGGGUGCCUGCGCCGCCGGCAAUGCCGUCACUGUUCUCUCCGCUGAAGUCAAGGCAGCUCUUCACGCUUGGCUUGUCAGCACUGAAUGCAAAUUGGAGGCUGAUUUGAAGGCCGCUGUGCUUGCUUGGCUUAAGGCCGAAGUUUCCACGGGUGUGACUGUCAUCGGUGAAAUCUCUGAAUCUGUUUCCCAGCUGGUGUCAGUUGCUGGUUACGUCGAAUCUCGUGUGCUCGCUACUGGAAUUUUGAUUGAGGAAGCCCAGGUCGCUCUGGCUGCCUGGCUGAAGACAAGCGUGGCAGUUGCUCUGGAGGAGAGCAUUACGAUCGGACUCGAAGCAUGCGCUAAGGGCGCCCUUGCAACCUCCCUGUCUGUCGAAGUGCGUGCCGCUCUCGCACUGUGGCUGUCUGGCUCAAGCUGUACCCUCAGCGCUGAAUUGAAGGCAGUUGUCUUGCUCUGGCUGUCGUUCGCUGCCAGUGUCAACCCCGUUGGUGUUGUAGCCAGCGAGGUUACUGAGAUUAUCACCUUCCUCGAGGGCUCCGUUGCCGCUAGUCUCAGUGCUGAAAUUCGUGCUGCUCUCUGGGCUAUUGUUUCCGGCGAGGGAUUGUCUGUCCUCACCAUCGAUGUUUGGGCCCAGCUGGCUGUUUUCCUCGCUGGCGCCGGCGGUUUUGACGUGAGCAUCUUUGGAGGUUUCGAGAUCAUCGUCUGGGGUUGGUUCAUUGGUGUUCCAUUCCCUGGCUGCCCAGGCAUCACCACCAUUAUGCCUACUCCCACUCCUACGGUUGUUCCCUCUAGUUCGAUUCCCGCAAUUCCCGCUACCAGCACUCCUGCUACUACCCCCGGUACUACCCCUGCUACUGUUCCUGGUACCACUCCCGGUACUACUCCUGGCAGCCCCAGCGUCAGCGUCACACCUACGUCCCCGGCAGGCUCCAUCACUGUUCCCGGCACUCCCAGCCCGUCCAGCACCCCGUGUGAAACCUUUACGUCGGAGUCCCUCAUUCCCAUCACAAAGGGCUCCAGCACUGUUCCCGUUGCGCCGAGCAGCUCUGUUCCCGUCAUUCCUGGAAGCCCUUCCGCUCCCGUUAGCAGCCCUGGCGUGACUCCUACUGUUCCUGUCGUUCCCGGUACCCCCAGCCCGUCCAGCACCCCUUGCGAGACUAUUACCUCGGAGACAGUCAUCCCUAUUGGCACAAGCUCUGCCACCGUCCCCGUCGUGCCCGGCACCUCUUCUGCCCCUAGUGGCCCUGCCGUGACACCCUCUGGCGUCAGCCCUACUGGCUCAACUACCGUUCCUGGCAGCCCUGUCGUGACAUCCUCUGGCGUCAGCCCUACUGGCUCAACUACCGUUCCUGCUGGCCCUGGUGAGACUUCGACCCCUUGUGAGACUGUUACUUCGGAGACCGUUAUUCCCAUUGUUACUAGCAGCCCCGCUGUUGGCCCAACAGGCACUGGCAGUGUCCCUGCUGGCCCGGUCACGACUAGCGUUACCGUUGGCCCUAGCCCGUCAAGCACCCCAUGCCACACCUUCACUGAAUCCGUCACCAUCCCCAUCAGCACUGUUACAGUUCCCCCUGGAGGAGUUAGCCCCUCCAGCACUGUCUCGGUGCCUGCCGGCCCGGUCACUGUUACGGUGACUCCUCCUACGGUGACUGUCACUGCUCCCGCUACGACGGUGACAGUAUGCGGCUGCGAGUAA